This is a messenger RNA of Phytomonas sp. Hart1, 1689 nucleotides long. The record is from the annotation of a GenBank genome assembly. NCBI's taxonomy places the organism in Eukaryota, Euglenozoa, Kinetoplastea, Trypanosomatida, Trypanosomatidae.
AUGUCCAGCCCAGGUCAUCCUCCCAAGCGUAGGCGCUCACACGUUUCCCACGGCGAGCCCUUGUCUCAUUCGUCCUGUCGCAGGGACCUCUCCAUCUCCCUUCCCCCUCCUUCCCUCGCGGAGGUCCCCUUCCAGCCCCUCUACCACCACCCCUCGGACUGCCCCUUCCCGGUCGUCAUGGAGGACGCCUUCCCCGCCGAGCCCUACCGCUCCCGUCACAGCGACGUCAAGAGCGCUGUGCACUGGGGCCAGCGCAAACUGCUGUUGUCGGAGAUUCAGCUGCUUGCGAUGUACGGCGAGCCAGGGGUGGCUUACCACAUUGUCUACGUGGGGUCCGCCCCGGGGACCCAUCUCGGUUUCUUGGAUGAUCUCUUUGCCUAUCGACAUACCUGGGAGCUGAUUGACCCCGGGGAGUUCGACCUCGCGGUGCUCGCAAAGCGACCGAAUAUGAUCUUGCGGAAUGAGUUCUUCACGAACUACACCGCCUAUGAUAUUAACGUGCGACGGUUAACCGAAGCGCUUCCGUCUUUAGGGAAAAUUUAUCGUUUCCUUACACUGGAGUCGAUGGAUUCACACGAGAAAGAAAUUCACAAGUCUCUGCGUUCGGCGCUGGGGACCUUAGACGUUGCUAGGGGAACAGAGGAUAUUCCGUCGAUGUACGAGCCCCUACUCCAAUUACCACGUGGAUUAGAGCUGCUUUGCAUUGUAGGUAUGGAGCAUGCUAAACCGCUGCUUUUUAUUUCGGACAUUCGGUCUGGGAGUUUGAGUUUGCCAAAUUUUGAGGAUCAUGUCGCGGAGAACAUGCAGGCGCAGGAGGCAUGGACGAUGAUUUUACAGGCAACUUAUAGUAUGCUGAAGUUUCGCCUGCCGUACACGCGAAAGGCAAAAAGUUUUGGUGGGCGCGAUGUGGUAGAGGAGACUCGAUUAAUCCGCCCGGAUGGUUGCGUCUCUUACCUACACGGAGAUAUUUUGCUGCCUAUAUGGACGCGUCCAACGAGCACGGAAGGGAGGCUUGUUGUUAAGCAAGGGGCCGUGCAAAAAGACUAUAACGUAGCUCAUAUAGAGAACCAAUUCUUUUUCCUGAAUGCGCGCGUUCGCGAGCAGAUCCACUUUAAUCAUUUUAUGGAUUCGAGGAGUUAUCUGGAUCAUCAUUUUGAUGGAACGGCGGAAGUGAUGUGUUUGAAGAGGUACCUUCAAUUUAUGUUUCCACAACUAAACGAUGCUUCUGAUGAAGUGCUUCGAGAUGAAGUCGGGCGAGUUUCGAAUUCUAUUACCAAACAUUUAGGCGUCACAUUUAAGAAUACGAUCCACAAGAGAAAUGCGCUCCUGAUUAAACAAGCUCGAAGUAAUGGGGUUAGCCGAACUUCUUUUUUCAAAGUUAAGUCUGAUAAGGCUCAAACUGUAACAAAUUCCGAAAAUAGCGUAGAUUGUGCACACUCCGAAGAUCUGAAAAGAGACAUAUACGACGCUGAAAAGGAAGAUUCCUCGACGGAUAGAUACAACAAUUUGCGAGAUUCAUCCAAAAGUGAAACUGCACAUCUUAUGAAUGAAUGGGAGGCUUUCACACGGCGAAUGAUUUCUUUAGCAGAAAGGGAGAGGAAUCGUUUAAUUUGGAGGACAAACAUUGACGAAUCCAAAUAUAAUCAGCCUAGCGGGUUCUGGGUAACCACAGAGAUCAGGAUGGCGUAG